AUGAGUAUAGAUUUACUAUUUAUUAGUUUAGAAUCAUUAGUUAGUUUUGUUUAUAAUAUCUCAACAAAACCAGAAAUACCUAAAAAACUAUGGAGUCAAAUAGAUAAUAAUUUAAAUAAUGAAUUAAAUAACUUUAAUAAUAUAAUAAACAAUAGACUAGAUAAUAGUGAUGGCAAUAACUUUAAUAGUAAUAAUAAUAAUAAUAAUAAUACUAAACCAAAGAAAAAGGAAAUUAUAUCACCAAAUGAUUUAGAAAAUUUAGAAAUAAAUGACGAUGACGAGGACAAUGAACAAGUUGGUCAAGAACAACAAGGUAAAGAAAAAACAAAAAGUGAAAAUCAAAAAGAUAUAGAUAAAGAAUACCUAAUAUUGGCAGAUAAUGAAAAAGAAAAAUUUAAAUACUAUUUAAAAUCAAUUAUAAGCAGAUACAAUGAAAACUUCAAUUUAUUUUCAAAUUUAGUUCAUCAUUUGUUUUCAAAAGAAUACUCAAACUCUAUUGAAUUUAUAAAGUUUAAAUAUAGUUUAUUAAUGAAGGAAAUACUGGUAGAAAUUUGUAAAAAUAGUGAUAAGGAAUUACCAAUUUCAUUUAACGAUCAAAAAAUUAUUAAAAGCGAAUUAGAUUUAAUUGUUGGCUGGGUAAUUUUACCAAGUUUUUUAAAUGGUAUUGGUGUACCAAUGGGUAAAAGGGUAUCAAGUAGCAGCAUUGUAAUAGAACAAAUAUUUAGUGGCAAUGAUGAUAACCAAGCCAGUUAUAGAUCAAACGAAAAGUACUGUUGUUUUCAAAUGAACCACUUUAUAAAGUCACUCUUGGAAAUUAGAAAGCUAAAUUUAGAUGUGAACUCAAUUAUUAUUUCAAGAUAUCUCUCAGAUUUGUUUGCAGGAAUUUUACAAUUGAUAAAUUUAAAAACAUCACCAUUAAAUUUAGAACAAAAAAAAGAAAUCUCAAGUGAAAUUGAUCAAUUGCUUUAUGGAGUUUACCCAGAGAUUGUAUUUGAAUCACUAACAUUACUGUUAUCAUCGUCACUGUCAACAGUCAAUCAGCCUCCAAUAUGGUUUAGCAAAUGUAUUGGUCUAAUGUUAUCCAAGUGUUUAAUGAGACCACACUCUGUUAAAAUUUUAAUAAACUCAAUUCUAUCAUCAAAUAUCCAGGGUAAAACAUCAAAUAAACCAAUUCAAAAUAUAGUUAGACUUAUUACAUCGGUACCAUCUACCAUGAAGAUUGAAGAGUACUAUAGUAAAGUAGCACCUCAAAUUAUAGAUGUCCUUCACCAGCGUGACAGAGAGCGUUCGAACAAAUCCUCAAAGGUUUUAGAUGCAUCCCUAUCGAUUAUAGAGUCAAUGUUAAACGAUCAGCCAGAGCUUACUAUUCAAUACAUUAUUGAACCAAUUAUCAAACCAUUUUUAAUAUUCCAAAACCAUAAAUCAACUGCAACUACAACUACAACCAGCACUGAAGAUGAUACAAUUGUUGUUAAAGAGAUUGAUUUGUUCUAUUCUAUUGAAGAUUUACAUAAACUAAUUUCAAAGCUAUCACUUAAUCAAACAUUUUUGGACUCUAUAUCAAGAAUUAUACCAACAUUGUUUCAACUUUAUUGCUUUGUAUCAAAAUCAAUUUCAUCCCUCAAAAUAUCAUGUAAAGAAAUCCUAUCAACAUUUUUUAAAUUUUCAAGUAACUCUGUUAGUGAAUUAAAAAAUUUAAUAUUACCAAAACAAAAUAAUAAUAAUAAUAAUAAUAAUAAUAAUAAUAAUAAUAAUAAUAAUAAUAAUAAUAAUAACAACAAUAAUAAUAAUUCCAAU
Dictyostelium purpureum is the source of this 1797-nucleotide messenger RNA. RefSeq lists its product as uncharacterized. NCBI's taxonomy places the organism in Eukaryota, Evosea, Eumycetozoa, Dictyosteliales, Dictyosteliaceae. The record is from RefSeq and is a predicted model, not a curated record. The transcript is spliced from 2 exons. Gene Ontology annotation, biological process: protein secretion. The annotation marks the transcript as partial.